AUGGAAUUGAUAAGUACUAUAGAAACUAUAGAUAAAGCUAGUAGCGGGUUAUCGGGGUUUGGAAUUAAUUUACCGCAAUAUAUUGAAGGAGCUGUAGAGAUUGGUAAAAUCAUUAGUCAUACGGUUAUCGCAGUAUUAACAGGCAAUAUUGCAUUCCUUGUUGAUGACAUUGUUUCAUAUGCUCAAGCAGCUAAACACUGUAAGGCUGAAUGUAAACGUCUUGGUGAACAAUUCAAAAUAGCACGUGAUUCAGCCAAGGAAUUACUAGAACAACUAGAAAAAACACCUAAAGAGAUAGAAAAUAAGAAUUUCGUAUCAGCAUUAAAAGCAUUUGCUAUUGUUUUAGAGGAUGGUCGAGCCGUUGUAAAACAACAUGCAGAAGCAAAAUAUGGAUUAAAAAUCUUUUUUGCAAAGAAAUUUGCAGCGGAAUUUCAAGACAUCGAAGAUCGAUUAGAUCAAGCAUGUAAUCGCCUCAAUUUCGCUAUCAACAUUCGUCAUUUUGUUGAUAGUCAAUAUGCGGAAGAAAUUCAAAAAGCAUGGCAUGAAGAAGAUAAAAUUGCAUUCGCAGAGUUAAAUAAUAUUGUUAAAGAAUCUUUGAAAGAAAUUCGUGGUUAUAAACUGUCAUCGAAUCCACCUACACAGUUAGGUACCAGAAUUACUUUAAGGGAACUGUCUAAUAUACAGCAAUUCAAUGCGGGCAGACUUUUUACGGCUAAUUAUCAUACUGUAGAUAGCAACGGACAGACUAAGGUUACAAAAGUAGUCAUCAAAGUGACAAUGGCCCAAGAAUCUGUAGUUGAUGAUGUAUCAAAAUUUUCACUAGAGGUUGCAUAUUUGAGAAAAUUGGUUUCAUGUCCAAAUAUCAUUGACCUUAUUGGUGUUACUAAUAUCCGUGGAAAUAUGUCACUAGUUUUGGAAUAUUGUGAAAAUGGAGACUUACAAAAUUUUAUUUCAUCGGGUAAAUUGAAAGGUGAUUGGGGAAAGAAACGUAGCAUCGCUUUGGGUUUAGCCCAAGGCAUGGCAUUCCUUCAUAAAGCAGGAAUUUUGCAUAAAUACAUCAACAGUGCGAAUGUUCUUUUGGAUAGUCAUUUUCAAGCAAAGAUCACGAAUUUUCGUAGAUCUCGCUGGAUCGAUACGGGAAGUCUUGGGGUAGUUGAUUCAUUUGAAGAACAAAUUCGUUGGACAGCACCAGAACGUCUUGGCGAUAGUGUUACAACUUUUACUGAAGAGUGUGAUGUUUUUUCGUUCGGUGUCGUGUUUUAUGAAAUCGUUUGCGAAAAAUUUCCAUGGGAAGGCUUAAAUUUAAACAAUGUUUAUAAAGUUAGAAACGAAGGAAAGGAACUUAUUCUUCCUUCUGAUAUACCACCUGCUAUAUCUAGUAUCUAUACUAAUUGUACCCACAUAGUACCGAACAGACGUUUCAAAACUAAUGACAUUAUAUAUCAUCUCGAAGCAAUCCGACCCGAGGAUUUGGAUGGCACUAUACAAUUUAAUGGGGAAGAUAAAGACAUAGUUAAUGACGUAUUAAUUGUAGAAGAAAAAAAUAAUUAUCUUAAACCUGAAUCUGUUCGUUAUCUCUCUAUUUCUGAUAUUUCUGAUGAAGAAGAUUCUGGUCGCAGCUUAUAUCCAAAAGAAAUAUUAGAGAAUGCUGAGACUUAUCAUCAACGAAGAGAUUAUAUAAAAGCAAGGAGUGAAUAUGAAAAAGUUAAAGAUGACUUUCCUCACGCCUUAUUCCGAUUGGGUGAAUAUUGUUAUUUUGCUAAAGGCGUUGCAGAAAAUAUCCCACAAGCUAUUCAGUAUUUUGAAAAGGCUAUCGAAGGUGGUGAUGGUGAUGCAAUGGAUAUGAUGGGUUAUAUAUAUUUAACUGGCAAAGGACAUCAGAAGGAUAGAAUAAAAGCCGUAAAAUUUUUUACACAAGCUGUAGAAAAAGGGAUACCUCACGGGAUGUACCAUUUAGGUGUUUGCUAUUUCAAGGGGCUUGGAGGUUUGAAAAUAGACUUGGAAGAAUCGAAAAAAUUAAUGUUGAAAGCUGCAAGUUUAGGGAAUGAAGAAGCUAAAAAUUUUGCCCAUCAACAACAAUGGGUCUAA
Molecule: messenger RNA, 2088 nt
Organism: Racocetra persica
Lineage: Eukaryota; Fungi; Glomeromycota; Glomeromycetes; Diversisporales; Gigasporaceae
Source: the annotation of a GenBank genome assembly